Molecule: messenger RNA, 1409 nt
Organism: Papaver somniferum (opium poppy)
Lineage: Eukaryota; Viridiplantae; Streptophyta; Magnoliopsida; Ranunculales; Papaveraceae
Exons: 2
Coding region: 1-1140 (379 amino acids)
Source: RefSeq, a predicted model, not a curated record
AUGUCUGGCUCUGAUCCAUCUUCUCCCAACUCUCCAGUGCAUGACAACAUCUCUUCCCAAAACAAUGAAACUCUGAUCAAUUCUUCAGCACUUCCUAGAACUCUAGACCCUUAUAUCAUUCAUCCCAGUGAUAACCCUGCAACUGUGCUAUCCUAUCCUCUUUUACAAGGAGACAACUACGGUUCCUGGGUUAGGGGAAUCAUCAAGUCUCUGAAUGCCAAGGGCAAGCUUGGUUUCGUUGAUGGAUCCCUUCCUCCUCCAACAGAUCCGUUGCAGUUUCAAUGCUGGAAGAGAUGUGAUGAUCUCGUGGGAAGUUGGCUUCUAAAAUCUUGUCAACCAGAUAUCAGGGCUAGCUGCCUGUAUGCUGCCAACUCUCAUGCUAUCUUGAAAGAUCUGCAAAUCAGGUUUUGUGUCUCCAAUGCCCCUAUUCUGUUUCGUUUAAAAUCUUCAAUUGCUUCAAUCAAACAGGAAUCAAUGCAUGUGUCUCUUUACUAUACCAAAAUAAAAACUCUUUGGGAUCAAUAUGACUCCCUGGUUGCUUCUACGGAAGCAUGUAUAUGUGGUGCUGGCAAGCACAUGCUUGAAAGACUCGAAAGAGAGCGUGCCAUGGAGUUUCUGCAGGGAUUACACGACAGGUUUUCCAACCUUCGUAGUCAGAUACUCACUAUGGAUCCCUUCCCAAGUGCAAUUCGUAUCUUCAAUCUUGUUCAGCAGGAGGAGGAACAGCAGCAUUUAACCCAUACUCCUCUGCCAACUGUUGAUGCUGCUGCUCUUGCUUCGACUCGAAAUUUCCAGUCCAUCUAUCGUCCGCCAUCCAAUCAGAAAAAGCGUCAGCGUCCCUUUUGCGACUAUUGUAACAGACUAGGCCAUGUUCGAGACAAUUUCUACAGGCUCCAUGCUUUUCCCCCUGCCAACAGUUCUCAACAGCAGCCUUUGGCUAAUGCAAAUCUGCACAUGACUGCUGCUGCUGCAGCUCUGUCAACUGACCCAUCUGCUGCACCACACGCUCUUCCCUCCCUGUCUGGCGAUCAGUAUGCUCUCCUUUUGGCCUUGAUCAACCCUGCACCAGACUCUGCACAACCUGAUGCUCGUGCCAAUUUUGCAGGACCGUGUAACGAAAGCAGUGAUUGGUCAGGCUGAUUUUAUCUCUGGCUUGUAUCAUCUCCAAGCCCAUCCGCACCAGUCAUUCAAUAGAGUCUUAUGUAAUAAAACAACUGCCGAUGUUUGGUACUACAGACUAGGUCAUCCUAGUUUUGAUCGUUUUAAAUUUCUUUGUCGUACUUUUGAUUACAUUAAAUCUAGUUCUACUCCCUUUUGUGAUGUCUGUCCAUUGGCUAAACAAAGCCGUUUGUCUUUUAAUAAAACUUCAGCGUCUUCAAAACGUUGUUCUGAACUUGUUCAUUGUGAUA